CCCCGCAGCGGCUGAGGAGCUGAUUGGCCCACCUCGCGGCCUCCAGCCACCUGCUGCUGUCUGUCUUGGGGCCACCCUCCCCAUGCUCCAUCCUGUCCACCAGGCCCAGCGUGGCAACAGCGGGCCGGACUCCGGACCUGCUGCUUCUCAGACGUCUCCAUGACAACCAGGGCCUUGGAGGAGUUGGAUGGAGGCCUGGGCAGUUGCCAAGUGGACGAGGACCUCUCUGCACUGGCUGACCCCUGCCCAGGCCGGCCCCGGGAGGACAGGGCUCAAGCGACAUCCAGGCUGGCCGACUCCAGCAGCUGGCCCCGUGAUUCUCAGGAGCCGGCAGCUGAGGGCAGCCCCGCAGGCGGUGUGGAUGCUUGGCCCAAGAAAACAGAAAAGGAGCCUGUGGACAAAGUGGCCUCCGGACCGGGUCCCCGGAGCCCCGCGCGGAAGAAGGCGCAGGCCGCGCCGCCCUCGCAGCCGCCGCCCACGCCCCCGGUCCUGAGCGAGGAGCUGCUCUGGGGACACCUGACGCUCAACAGGUGCCUGGUGCUCGCCUCGCUCGUGGCGCUGCUGGGCUCCGCCUUCCAGCUGUGCCGAGAGGCCGUGGCGGGGGAGGCGGAAGCCCCUGCGCCUGUCCCUGAGCCGUGGGUCCCGCCAAGCUCGUCCCUGAAGGAGCCAGCGUCACCCCUGCCAAAGUCCGUGGCCUGGGCCCCCCCACUGGGAUCGCUCGAGCCCCCGGCGAAGGUAGAGGAAAGGGCCGCGGUUCCCAGGAGCAGCGGGGCUGCAGGGAAGGACAAAGGGGAGUCUGAGGAGACCGCUGAGGAGGAGCGCGUGCCGCUUGCCGACCGAGGGCCCAAGGAGAGGCGGAAGAAGGCGGCGAGGCUGAGAAAGGAGAGGCCCCGGAAGGAGAGGCCACAGAAGGAGGAGAGGCCGAGGAGGGAGAGGCCCCGGAAAGAGGAGAGGCCGCGGGCUGCCGGGGAGGCCCUACACCGACGCUGGGAGGCGCGCGAAGGGGGCCAUCGGGCAUGGGCGGGAGAGUCCAGAGACCCCGAGCAUAGGAAGAGGCAGGCCUGGGCCUCCCCGCGGCGCCCCGAUGAGGAGGACCGGCCUCCCGGCCGCCAGAAGCACCACGCGGGCAAGGGGCGGGACUGAGCCAGACCUGGGUCCUGCGCGGGGGUCCCUGAACCUCUGCUCGACCGCCCCGCAGUUCCAGCAAAUAAAGCGAGCGCUGUGGUCCCCCUCA
Messenger RNA from Lagenorhynchus albirostris (white-beaked dolphin), 1234 nucleotides. RefSeq names its product junctional sarcoplasmic reticulum protein 1 (gene JSRP1). Bases 160 to 1143 code for a protein of 327 amino acids. NCBI's taxonomy places the organism in Eukaryota, Metazoa, Chordata, Mammalia, Artiodactyla, Delphinidae. The transcript has 7 exons. The record is from RefSeq and is a predicted model, not a curated record. Gene Ontology annotation, cellular component: sarcoplasmic reticulum. Gene Ontology annotation, biological process: skeletal muscle contraction; regulation of ryanodine-sensitive calcium-release channel activity.